AUGGGUCUGUCGGUGAAUAGCGGCGGCGACUCGGCCCCACAAACCACCCACAAGGUUUUCCUCCUAACCAACUACGCCCUCAUCGGCGCCGCCUCAAGCUGCGCCUUCCUCACCCUCUCCCUCCGCCUCAUCCCCUCCCUCUCCGGCGCCCUCCUCGUCCUUCUCCACGCCAUCACCAUCGCCGGAGCCGUGUUCGGCUGCGCCGCCGCCUCCCGCGGCGGUGGAUCCAGGCUGUACGGUGCCCACAUGGUGGCCACCGUCCUCACGGCCAUCUUCCAGGGAUCCGUCUCCGUCCUCAUCUUCACCGGGCCCUCGGACUUCCUGGGCCACCUCAAGUCGUACGUCCGGGAAGAUGACGCCGUCGUCAUACUGAAGCUCGCCGGCGGGCUGUGCGCGGCGAUCUUCUGCCUGGAGUGGGCAGUUCUGACGCUGGCCUUCUUUUUGAAUUACUAUGCCUACGUGGAGAGGAGGGGCGAUUGUGGGAAUACCAACAGUUAUGGGGAUGUGGAUUUGAAGACUUUGCCCUGGCAAUUUCGAGUUUAA
Molecule: messenger RNA, 543 nt
Organism: Striga asiatica
Lineage: Eukaryota; Viridiplantae; Streptophyta; Magnoliopsida; Lamiales; Orobanchaceae
Source: the annotation of a GenBank genome assembly